AUGGCAUCAGCAGAUGGUCCAGCUUUCCAAAAGCUGCGAUCAAUUGUCCAUCAUGGUUGGCCGAAAAACCGAUCCAAUCUGGACCGGUGUCUUUAUCCAUUCUACGACAUGCGUGAUGAACUGACCAUCCUGGAGGAACUGAUAUUCAAGGGACAACAAUUGUUUGUGCCAGCUUCUCUUCGAAAAGAGCUUAUUGUAGUGAUACACGCAUCACAUAUUGGUAUUGAUGCAUGCAUCCGUCGAGUAUGGGACAAGGCUGUACUGGUCCAGAAUGACAACAGAGUUGAAGGAGUACAUCUCGAAGUGUGA
Molecule: messenger RNA, 309 nt
Organism: Paramuricea clavata
Lineage: Eukaryota; Metazoa; Cnidaria; Anthozoa; Malacalcyonacea; Plexauridae
Source: the annotation of a GenBank genome assembly